CGCGACAUGAUGUCAUUGCAUGAAGCCAUCCCAUUAUCCUGUGUCGGUGUACGAAUGCGCGGGCGCAUUUGCCGCGGCCCGUGCACUGUGAACCGCGUCUGUCUCGCUGAUACUACUUGGUUAGAAACAUCCAAAAUGACGGUCAAAAAGCGCCCCUCCGACCUGACCAGCUUAGAGCGGUUCAACCUGUACUACCGAGAGAAGGAACCGCCGCUCACCAAGAGUCAGCUGAUGAAGAGGUUCAUAUGGAAUCCGAAGACGAGGCAGUUCUGCGGCCGCACGGCGGCUAGCUGGUCAAAAAUCGCGUUAUUCUACUUCAUAUUCUACGCGGCGCUCGCGCUCCUAGUCGUUAUAUGUAUGUGGACGUUCCUCCAAAUGCUGGACGCGAGACAACCGCGCUGGCAGCUGGAGAGCUCCAUCAUCGGCACCAACCCGGGGCUGGGGUUCCGCCCCACCCCACCAGAGGUCGCUAGUAGUGUCAUAUGGUACAGGGGCAACGAUCCGGGCAGUUACCAGCUAUGGGUUAACGAGCUGUCCACGUUUUUGAAAGCCUACAAACGCGACGGCAAGAAGACAAUCGCGGGUCAAAAUAUCCACAACUGCGAUUUCAAACUACCGCCACCUGCCGGAAAAGUCUGUGACGUAGACAUUAGUGCAUGGGGCCCUUGUGUAGAAGAUAAUAACUUUGCAUACCAUAAAUCUACACCCUGUGUGUUCCUGAAGUUAAACAAAAUAUAUGGCUGGAAACCCGCUUUCUAUGACAGCGCGGAUACGUUGCCUGAGGCUAUGCCAGAUGACUUGAAGGACCAUAUUCGGAAUAUGACUGCGUAUGAUAAAAAUUAUCUGAACAUGGUAUGGGUAUCAUGCCAGGGUGAGAACCCGGCUGACCGGGAGAACAUUGGUCCCAUACAAUACUUACCGUACAGAGGGUUCCCGGGAUAUUACUUCCCGUAUACCAACCAAGAGGGAUAUCUUAGUCCACUGGUGGCUGUGCAUUUACAAAGGCCUAGGACCGGUAUGUUAAUCAACAUAGAAUGCCGAGCCUGGGCCCACAACAUAAAAUACGACAGAGCGGAAGGCAUGGGGUCCGUACACAUUGAGGUCAUGGUCGAAUAGACCCCGUACCACGGAUAUAGACCAAAGAGUAGUAUAGGGUUAAUGUGAGAGUAUUUAUAGUGUACAUGGAAUAAACUAUUGAAUGAUAA
This is a messenger RNA of Colias croceus (clouded yellow), 1205 nucleotides long. RefSeq names its product sodium/potassium-transporting ATPase subunit beta-2-like. The transcript is spliced from 6 exons. Gene Ontology annotation, cellular component: sodium:potassium-exchanging ATPase complex. Lineage: Eukaryota; Metazoa; Arthropoda; Insecta; Lepidoptera; Pieridae. Bases 7 to 1116 code for a protein of 369 amino acids. The record is from RefSeq and is a predicted model, not a curated record. Gene Ontology annotation, molecular function: ATPase activator activity. Gene Ontology annotation, biological process: potassium ion import across plasma membrane; sodium ion export across plasma membrane; intracellular sodium ion homeostasis.